Molecule: messenger RNA, 1230 nt
Organism: Fomitiporia mediterranea MF3/22
Lineage: Eukaryota; Fungi; Basidiomycota; Agaricomycetes; Hymenochaetales; Hymenochaetaceae
Exons: 5
Coding region: 1-1230 (409 amino acids)
Source: RefSeq, a predicted model, not a curated record
AUGACCUGUGGUAAAACUAGUUUCCCACAGGCUCUCGGGAGUUUCCACUCGUACUCUAGGGGGGACUCCUACUCCGACAACGAAACACUGCUGUCUAUCGGGAAAACGCACGCCCUCUUUUCUUUUGCAAAUAAUGUCCUCGGGAACUAUGAAUCGGUGGCUCGGCACGACGUUCCCGGAAGUUCAGAGCCAUGGGUCAUGUCUUGGGAUUAUGUUGAUGCGAGACCCCCGGUGUUUUUAUUGCCUUUUCUGAAGAGUACUGACGGGGAGUAUACCGAAAUAUCUGUACCUAGACGACCAUGUUUAAGCUCCAUUGCGCAUUCCACAGCUGGCACCGGUAACACCUUGAGAUGCAAGUAUGUCAAGGUCUUUGUGCUUUGCUUUGCCAUUUCGUAUCACUUGAGCGUCUUCUGUGCGUUCUACCAAGCCUUUCCCGAUGACGGAACGACUCUUGCCGGACUUGAAUUCACUAACAGAGCACAGGGUGAUUUUGAAUAUCUCGUGCCUAGGCCUUUCUUUAUUUCGGCACUCUGUAUCAAGGACUACGAGCGCUUCAACUGUUGUCCACUGACACGGGUUGACGUAUUGUUCCCUCUGUGUUACCUCCAUUUCCUACAGUCGAAUAUGGCAUCGACUCAACCUGUUCGGAACGCUAGGCUGCAGGAGGGGGACAUACGACCCUGUCAAAAUUUUGGGCCCAGACAUAUAUUCAACAAGGUCUCGAACUUCCCCCGAAUGUCUGGCCCAAGUAUAAACAGUCAUGUUGGCACAAACGAGACGGGGUUACCGAAGUUCAGCCCUUUCCUAUUCCGAUAUUCUUCCAACAAACCGAAGACGAUGCGCUGGCUCUUCAUUUACCGCCCUAUCAAUAGCACUGCAAUCAGAAUAGACUCACGGACUAUUCUCAAUUAUUUCAAGUCUGCAAUUGAAGUACACCAGCAUGGGGAAACAGAUACCAUUGCCGGAAUAAUGUUCAAUUUCCGUCAAGGCCUUCCGUUGUACCAGACGUGUGAGUGCCAGCAAUUUGAUAUUGACACAACUUCCGCUCCAAACCCCAUAUUUCCCGGUCCCGAGAUUUCAUCGCAAAGGGAAGUGGCUUUUACCGACGCUCAUGCUCUCCUCAUACACCUGGAAAAACCGCAAAAUCGACAUGGUCACGCGGUUGUCAAUGAGCGUCUCCUGCACAAUAUCAGGAUUGGCUGUCCUCAUCACAGUGCCGAACUGUCAUGA